Messenger RNA from Pollicipes pollicipes, 1894 nucleotides. RefSeq names its product lysosomal cobalamin transporter ABCD4-like. Gene Ontology annotation, molecular function: long-chain fatty acid transmembrane transporter activity; ABC-type transporter activity; ATP binding. NCBI's taxonomy places the organism in Eukaryota, Metazoa, Arthropoda, Thecostraca, Pollicipedomorpha, Pollicipedidae. Gene Ontology annotation, cellular component: peroxisomal membrane. Gene Ontology annotation, biological process: long-chain fatty acid import into peroxisome; very long-chain fatty acid catabolic process; fatty acid beta-oxidation. The record is from RefSeq and is a predicted model, not a curated record.
AUGUGGGCUAACUUCCGCUACAUAAUCUACCAGCAGGCGGGCGCACUGUUCAAGCACAUGCAGGUCCGCGUACACGCCGAGGCUCUGGCUUUCAAGGCUGCAGCGCCUGUGGAGGAGCACCGCUGCAACCGGCGGCUGAGUGCACUCGUCUCCACGCAGAUGUCGCUCUUCAACCGGCGCUUCAUGCUCACCGUGGUGGUCAACCUGUUCGACUACCUGGGCGGCAUUCUCAACUACCUGGUGAUCUCGAUCCCGAUCUUCGCCGGCCUGUACGACGACCGCACGCCGCAGCAGCUGAGCGCGCUCAUCAGCCAGAACUCGUUCGUCUGCAUGUACCUGAUCUUCAACUUCACCCAGCUGGUGGACCUGGCGUCCAGCGCCACGGACGUGGUGGGCUGCACGCACCGGGUGGGCCAGCUAGUGGAGCGGCUAGCGGUGCUGGAGCAACGGUGGAAGAGCUCGCCGCACACCCCCGACGAAGACACGAGCGGGGGCGCGCCGCCCGCCGCAGACGACCCGCAAUACGACACGCCGUACGCGCUCUCGAAGGUGAGCGUGUGCGUGCCGGGCGCGCGGCGCACGUUGGUGACGGCGCUCUCGCUGACGGUGCGCCGCCACCGCUCGCUGCUCGUCACUGGAAGCAGCAGCUGCGGCAAGACCAGCGUGCUGCGCGUGCUGCGCGGUCUGUGGCCACCGGCGACCGGGCGCCUGCAGCGCCACCUGCGCCCCGGCCCCGGACACGUGUUCUUCAUGCCGCAGCGGCCGUUCCUGACGGACGGCUCGCUCCGGCAGCAGAUCGUGUACCCGGAGCGGCUGAAGGAGGGCGGCUACACGGUGUCGGAGACGGAGCGCAUGCUGCACUACCUGGAGCUGGUGCAGCUGAGCAGCCUGGCGGAUCGCUGCGGCGGUCUGGACUCCGAGGUCAACAAGAACUGGUACGACAUGUUGUCGCCGGGCGAGAUGCAGCGCCUGUUCUUCGUCCGGCUCUUCCACCACCGGCCGGUGUUCGUGUUCAUGGACGAGGCGACCAGCGCCGUCAGUCCCGACAUGGAGGAGAUCCUGUACCAGGAAUGUUUGCGGCUGAAGAUGACCUUGUUCAGCGUUGGACACCGUGAAAGCUUAACCGCCUACCACGACUGGAAGCUGCACCUGUUUAAUGACGGCACCUGGAGACUGGACCCGAUCGAGCACGCCGCUGGCGGCAUCUGUCCGUGAACACGGCAGGCGGAGCUUCCGUAGUCUUCCGCUGGAAUAAGUGGUUCAGGGAUCAUUCUGUACCGCGUUCUGUAUGAUUCGAUAUGGCAGGUGAUGGGGAGAACCAUCAUUGCCAGUUGAUUCAAAACAGCAAGUGAUGGGGAGAACCAUCAUUGUCAUUUGAUUCGAGACAAGUGAUGGGGAGAACCGUCAUUGCCAGUUGAUUCAAGACAAGUGAUGGGGAGAACUGUCACUGCCUUUUUAGCUGUAACAGCGUUUUGCAGAUUGUGUGCUGGUGGUGCCUGCGGUGUGAUACCGUGAUUUGGGGUAGCUGCAAUAUUGGAGGGCUCAUCUGGAUUUAGCCAUCUCAUCAGGUAUGCCGCGAUGGUUGUAAUGAAGGUGCAUUAUUAGAGUGAAAUCUUGUGUCGGGAUUUUGUAUUGUGCCAUCAAGUUCAUAUGCGAAAAGUGCAAUUGGGUUUUUUAGUUACACGAGGAUGUCGAUAGUUAUUACUGUUUGGGAAUGUGAAUUGUACCAUUGCCACUGGCACCCGAUGGAUGUAUUUUACUGUAUAGUUGGCGACAUAUUUAGUACGUGACCACGCGAGUUUUGUUACGUUGUGUGUUUUGUUUAAAUGGUGGCCGACCGGAUGCCUUACUUUAUACUUCCACCAAUAAUCUGAUUACAAAUAUACUCACAGAU